Messenger RNA from Penicillium cataractarum, 1950 nucleotides. Its product is annotated as putative C6 transcription factor. The transcript has a single exon. Lineage: Eukaryota; Fungi; Ascomycota; Eurotiomycetes; Eurotiales; Aspergillaceae. Bases 1 to 1950 code for a protein of 649 amino acids. The record is from RefSeq and is a predicted model, not a curated record. Gene Ontology annotation, biological process: regulation of DNA-templated transcription; DNA-templated transcription; response to xenobiotic stimulus. Gene Ontology annotation, molecular function: DNA-binding transcription factor activity, RNA polymerase II-specific; zinc ion binding; DNA binding.
AUGACCGAGUCAACACCCCGUAAGCGCUCCCGCGCGGCCUGUCUAUCAUGCCAAUCGCGCAAACGCAAAUGCUCGGGCGAACAGCCCUGCAGCACCUGCGCCCAGGCCGGUGUCGCCUGCGUGUUCAGCGACUUGCCGCGCAAGAAGCGCGCCCGAUCCGGUAGUAUGUACCGGGCUUCUUUAUCAGGAUUAGACGAGCGACAGCGUCUUCCUCCUCCUUCGGAUGCAUGGACUCAUCCAGUCCCUGCGGCUAAGCCGGCUAGUAGCGCUGCGGGCAGUGCUGCUUCGCCAGGGUCUUACCCUCGUGUGAACGAUUCUGCGCGUCGCAUGAGCCAUUCGCUCGAGGCAAACUCGGGCGCGGCUUUUGUGCGUAAGCUUGGGCUUAGAAUUGAUCCUGCGCGUGCGCCGCGAUUGCAUCUUUUUGCUUGGAAUGUUGGCGAGAGGCGUUUGUCGCCGGAGGCCUCGGUGUAUCCUGCCGUGUCGGGAGCAGGCCCAAUCACUACGAUGAUAUCAGAGGACGAGAUGCGCCGCUUAGCGGGUAUUUACUUUGAAAAGGUCCAUCCAUGCUAUGCAUUCCUCGACCGAAAGACGGUGCUUGCACAUAUUGCACAACGCUGGUCAGCGUCUUCUAUACCUGCCGAACCAGCAGACCAACCAUACGACGUCGUACUUCUCGGCGUCGCAGCUUUCGGACAUUUAUUCUCGCGGCGGGAGAUGCUCCCAAUAGAACUACGCAUCGUCGAUACAGCGCGAUCACUCUUGGAAAAGAGCAUCCUCGGCGCAGACACACCUACUAUCGACACGGUGACGGGCUGGGUCCUCCGCGCAGCCUACCUACGCAUGACAGCAUCACCACACGCCGCAUGGAUGGCUAGUUGUACACUAAUGCACCUCAUUGAAGCCGCCGGUCUGCAUCUGGAAACCCAAGACCCCGAUGCAACAGGUCUCAUCCAAGCCGCCACAUCAGAAUCUCAAGUCCUCAACGGGACCAACACCACCACACAACCACACACCGACACAAACCUCCGUCGACGCCUCUUCGGCAUGGCCCGACACCUCAACACCUGGAUAUCCUUCGACCUGGGUCGAUCCCGCGUCGUCCUCCACGGCGCAUCAUCCCACUCCCCCUCAACACCUGCCACAAAUGCAGACCUAUACCACCUCCUCCCGCUCUCCGAAAGCCUCGACCCAACAGGCCCAACACCCCAAGACCUCCCAGACCUUGAAACAGCCCUCACAGCCGUCCUAGACCUAAUCUACACCGAACCCUCCCUAAUCCUCGUCCAAUGCAACCUAAUGCUGUGCAUCUACCGCCGCGUCCGCGCGCUAAACGCCCACGCGCCCCUCCCGGGCCGCGCGCUAGAUCGCGUCCUCGCACUAGCAGGUCGAGGUCUCCGCGCGGCUCGCGCUAUGGUAGCUGCGACCUGUGCGUGGCAUCAGGUUGCGAACGUGCCGUUUCAGGUUGUUUGUACGCUGUUGGCGAUUGAUAAUCGCGCGGCCUUGGCGUUGUUGCCGGAUGCUAUGACGACGUUGAGGGAGGUGUUGGCGGCGUAUGAUACCGGGGUUAUGCGGGAGGCGUAUUCGACGGCUUAUUUGCUUAUUGCGUUGCAUCAGAGGAGGAAGGAGGAUGAUACGAGGGCGUUGGGGGAAGUGUUGAGGGCUAAUGCGGCUGCUGCGGUGCCGCCGGUUUCUGUGCCGGUGACGGAAGUGCAGCAGUUUAAAGAGGAUGAGCGUGGGAUGGGGGAUGAAGCGGGAGUACAAGUUACGGCGCAGAUGCCGAUGCAGACGCAGACGCAGGCUCGGGCGCAGGAUGUGCUGGGUCCUGUGUCUGAUGCGGAGCUUUCGUGGUUGGGCGAUUUGAUGAUUGAUAUGCCCAGUUUGCAGAACUUUGAUCUUGAUCAGUUUUUGAUGACGGAUGUACCGUGGCCACUGCCUGAGAUGGGGAUUUGA